AGGCCACUUCGUUCGCGUUGAACAACUUUUUUUGUGACAAUGUCUGCAUCUGUUGAUUAAAAUUUGAAACAUAAUAAGCUUCUAAACAAGGUCAACAGUUUUCAUCAACUCACAGUCGACAAAAAUAAUAAGAUUCAGUGUAUAAUAUGUCUAUAGUUUCAAUGAUUACUCAUUUUAGUUGUUACAACCAAAGGUACAAGUGCAAGUGUCCGCGAAAAUGAUCCGUACUUUGUUUUUCGCAAUCACAACGUUACAUGAACAUGGAUGACCUAAAAUGCGAAUACGUAAAGAAAAAAGAUGCUUCGGACUGUCACAAAAGCUGUAUAGUAAAGAUAUUAUAAUGUUUUGUGCUUCAAUUAACUUCAAUCAUGAACACAGUUCAACUAUCGCGUAAUGAUCGGUGAUUUGUUGGAUCACAAAAGUGAAAAUGUGAUGUGUCAAACUGAUUGUUUACCUCGCGGACAGGUGAGCGGUUUGUAGAAGUGGUACGCGAGGGCGGCGGGAGGCGGGCGGCAUGUCGGGUCGCACGAGUCCCGUGAACGGCGGUUACGAGGCCGCGAACGCAGAGCCUGCGAUGAGGCUCACCGUCCGCAAAGACCUAUUCCCCGAGGCUCGCCUGCCGAAGAUAGCGCCUGACGACCCUGACGCGGCCUCCACGGAGGAAGACCUAGACACCGUGUCCUAUGUCAAGCUCGAAACGGACUUCGAGCAAAGCAUUGAUGACAUAGCCAAUCAAAAACAAAAAUUAGUUAAUGGGCUGGUGCAAUCCCCCAAACCUCGUCACAGAAAGCACAAGCAACAUUCUAGACGAGAUAAUGAGUAUUCAGUACACAACGGAUGCCUUCCAUCUAAAAGGAAACGGAGAAAAAACUCUUCAAGGGAAUCACGCCAUAAAUCCCAUUCGUCUAAUAGUGUUAUGCGUUCAAAAGUGAAAGGUGGUAAGAAUUUAAAUUUAGUUAGCAGCAGUGAGUGUCAGGAGGAUGAGGACUGGGCCGAGAAGGAAGCGGAGGAAAGUGAAAGUUCGGAAGAUGAAGUGCUCAGGUGCAGUGUAAAGUUACCAUUAAUCAACUUGCCCCGGCAAAGUGGCAAACCCUACAGUCAUGAACUUAGUCAAUUAUCCACAAAAAAGAGUAAAAAGGACUCAAAAGAGAGACGGACUCAUGCCGUGACGCCUUGUAGUGGUAAACCGCGUUCUAUGUUGGACAUUUGUAGUUCUCGUAGCAAAAAGAAAUCAAAGAAGUCUGAGUGCACACCCACUUAUCGAAGUCAGAUAGUGGAUAUGAACACUAUUAAAAUUAAGAUUAAAAGGACAAAUAUUAAUGAAACUAAGUUACAGAUAACAACACCAACACCAACGUCAAUCGCCGAUCUUGGACAGAGGAAAUCCAAAAAGAAACGGGCAGCUUCGCCCGCGCCAAGCGAGAGUUCGGGCGAGGAAUACGACCCCAAAGGAGACAACACUGCGAGUAUGAGUGUCGCUCCUAAGGCGAAACAAGCACGACCGAAGACGCCUAAGACCCGGAAGUCCAAUAAUUCUAAAAAAAAAAGUGAAAAGACUGAAAGAACUAGUAGAAUUAGUGCUGCUGAAAGUAAAGAUGCCGGGCCGCAGAGUCCGUGGGCGACGAUGCCUGAAGAGGUCCUCGUGAAGAUAUUUGAAUAUGCUGUGGCUUCACAGGGAACGUUACCUAGUGUUAUAAGAUUUGGCAGAGUUUGCAAGUUAUGGCAUAUCGUGAGUUGUAGACCAGAAUUAUGGAAAAGCGUGGAUUUGGCACAAUAUACUAAGGAAAAAUGUAAAACAGACUACAAAUUAGUGUGGCUUCUUGAAAACAGAUUGUCACAAUGUCAAAGUUUAAAUAUAGCUCAAUGGAAGGUGUGCAACUUGUCGUGGGUACUGGCGUGCGUGGCGGACUACUGCCCGGCGUUGGUGGAGCUGAGCGUGGCGGGCUGGAGCCGCAUGACGCCCGAGCAGCUGUUCGAGCUGGUGCAGGGCCUGCCGCAGCUGCAGCGGCUGGACCUGUCGCUGACGUCUGAAACCGGCGGGUCUAGCACGUGCCUAUCGGCGGCGUCGAUGGCGCGGCUGGCGGAGGCGUUCGGCGCGCGGUUCACGCAUCUCACGCUCGCCAAUAACAAGUACACCGCGCUGCCGCAGAUACUGUCUUCGGUCGCGGCGCACUGUUCUAACCUGGAGGUGCUGGACAUAUCAGGCGCGCUGGCAACGUCGCACCCCGCCGCCGUGCCCGUGGAGGCGCUGCAGAAGGGCUGCCCCAAGCUGCGCGUGUUCCGCGCCGCCAACUCGCAGCUCGUGCUCGCGCCCGCCACCACCUCGCAGCAGAUGGAAGCCGUCGGCUGGACGCAGUUAGAGGAGCUUUCCAUCGCGGGCGAAGCGGCAGCCGAGGCGGUGGGCGUCGGCGAGUACCGGUUCAACGACGACGCGCUGUCCCGCCUCGUGCGCGCCGCCACGCGCCUGCGCCUGCUGGACCUGCGCGGCCUGCAGCGCCUCACGGACUCCGGGCUCGUGCGCGUGCCCGCCUGGGACCUGCAGCACCUGUUCCUGGGCGGUUGCAACGUCACACGCCAGAGCAACGCGUGCUUAGAGCUGAUCUGCGAGAAGUGGUCCCACAGCCUGUUGGAACUGGACUUAUCGUGGGCGUCUGCCGCGAGGGUCCUGGAUGACGCCGUCUCGGCGCUGGCGGACUCACCUAAUAGCAAGCUAAGAAUACUCAAUCUAUGUGGAUCAUCAGUAUCCUUGGAACCAGUAAAGAAAGUGUUACUACGAUGUCCCCACAUAGAGUCCAUCAAUCUCAGCUCGUGUCGCGCACUUCCCAGGGGCAUGAAGCGUCUGUACACGGGAAAAGAACUUCAGGACCUCAAAGACAGCUUAGACCCAGAAAAGGCGAAAACCAAAGAAAAUGAAUCUAAGGAAAAGACCAAGAAAAAUACAAACAAAACAGAGGCUGACUCUAAAACCGCUGCAGAAAGAACGCCAAAGCAAGAAGUUUCCGAUAGCUCUGGAGAUAAAUCAGAAGCGAAGCCUCAAGAGAAAUCAUCAGAUUCCCUUUUCCAGGAGCCUAAGAGUGUCUCUGAACCGGGAAGUCACAGGCAAACGUUGACAGACGCCGGGCGUAAGACGUCUCCUGAUAGCAAAACCGAUACAUCUUCCAACAAAACUCCCGAAAACAGAGCUUCCAUGUCGGACACCAAACGCGUGAAGGGCGACACAACUCCUAAACUGUUAAGUCCAAUGGCUCAACUGAGACCCGACUCCUCCUCCACACCCAGGUCCGAACAAACUAAAGGGGACAUGGGCAGUCCUCACUUCAGCCCCGUUCCCAAACCCGACAGUCAGGUGCAGAACAGUCCCGAAGUACAUCCCGAAUCGAUCAAAAGCAACUCCUGGAGUUUGGGUCAGUUCAAAACUACACCCACUCACAAGUCCGAAGCCAGCCCCCUGAACAGAAUAGAGAGCCACAACAAACUGAAACACGGCAAAUUCAUCGAACAAUGCAGCCCCACCACGUCGCUGGACAACAAGCCGAGCCCCGAGACCCUCGGCGUGAAGCAGGACAUCAAGACGCCCAACAGCUGGAGCUACGGCAGCCCGAUGCCGCGCCAGGAGGCGCAGUUCGCCUCGCAGCGCAGCCCCUACUCGGCCCAGCCCAGCCCGGCGCAGCCCAGCCCCUACUCCACGCAACCGAGUCCCUACUCCACGCAGCCCAGCCCCUACUCCUCGCAGCCCAGCCCGUACUCGGCCCAGCCGAGCCCCGACACGAGCCAGAUCGUCAAGCCGGAGCUGCCGAAGGCCGGCGCCUGGAACACCGGCGGCUACAGCCCGAUGCCGAAGCACCACGCGCCCUUCUCGCCGCACCCGUCCACGCACGCCAGCCCCGACGCCGGGCCCGGCGCCAAGGACCCGCGCGGGCCCGGCCGCACGCCCGGCCAGUACAGCCCCAUGUCGCGCCAGGACCGCCUGCACCCCGGGCCCUACUCGCCGCGCCCCGACGCCUACACCAAGCGCAGCCCCGGCGUGGCCGGCGGCUACAGCCCCAUGCUGCGCGCCGACUGCCAGCUCGCCAGCCCCGACCAGCCGCCGCGACCGCCCCGCGCCGACUACCGCGCGGCCAAGGCGCCCGAGCUCGCGCCCGCGCCGCCCGACGUCGCCUGGGGCAUGGACCGCUUCGGCCAGCUGCCGGGCGCGCCGCCGACCAGCAUCGAGUCGCUCGUGUGGGGCGCCGGCUUCGAGCAGGCGCCCGCGCGGGAGCCGGCGCCGGCGCCGCUGAGCACGCCGCCGCAGUGGGGCGGGCUGCCGGGCUUCGAGGCGGGCGCGCGGCGGGCGGCCGACCCGUGGGCGCUGGGCCACUUCCGCGUGGAGCCGCCGACGCCGUCGCAGCACACGUUCGUGGAGCAGAGCGUGUCGUUCGACGCGCUGAGCGGGCACGUGGGCCACGCGGCGCACGCGCUGUCCAGUUUUUUAGACGAGGCCUUCGCCGAGUCGUCGCGUGUGGACUGACGCUCCCGCGAGUGCCGCGCCCGCCGCCCGCGGUCGCGUGACGCCGGCGGCGGGUGACGUCGAACGUUUCUCUCGUGCGAGUUUGUAAAUAAGAUUUAUUAGUUAGGCGUAAGAGUGACGAAGCUGUGACAGUGCGGUCGAGUUAUUUUGCAAUCCAUAGUCUAUGAGAGGAUACGUGAUGAGAGCAAAUUAUAUAGAGUUAGUGAAUUCAUCGAUGAACUUAGAUAUUGUUGAAUUAUACUCAUGAGUUAGAUUUUAGAAUGCGUCUUUAUUUAUAUGCCAAAAUCUGUUAAUAUCAUCAACUGAGGCCAAAAUAUAUUUAAUUCAAUUUAUUUGUUGAACUUGAAACAUUUAGCUGCUGUAUUUAUUUAGGACUUCCCGUUGGGGAGACGUGAAGAUUUAUAAGUUUCAUGAACUACAAUAAAAUUAAACAUUCCUUUACAUUUAUUCAACUUUGGUUUGACAUGACAUUUAGGUUUAAAAAAUAUCGCAAAAAUCAAGAUUGUUUAUAAACUUUGUUAGUGGCUUUAGAUAGUGUUGUUAUAUUUGGGCGAUGCUUUAACUAUAGCACAUAACUUUAUUCACGGCAACUUUAAGCAGCUACCUAAUUUUAAGCUGCUUUAUGCAUUCACUGUAACAGUUGUGUCUUCGUUAAGUGAUUGUUACUAAAAUAAUAAGUAUAAUAAAUGUUCUGUUCUCUGGUCAUUAGGUUCUGGAUGUCAUUAGUGUUGUAAACAUCUGAUUAUGAAAAAGCAAUAUCUUGGUCUAAAGUUAUGAGAUUGCUUCAGCCUUAGAAUAUUUAAUUGCAGUGCUAGGCUAGCCUGUUUAUUCCAAGUAGGCAAUAUUCUCCGAAUGUUGCCAUAUUGAUUAGGAAAGUACCCUUCCUAUUCAUAAAUAAGUUUAAAUCAACUAACCACACAUUAUGUUAUGUUAAAUCAAACACCACUUACAUAAAUAUCUUCUAAAUAUUUCAAUGAACAGAUGUUUUAGACUAAUGCAUUUAUUAGAUUAGCAGUUCAUUUUUUUAUUUUAUUUUUUCUUAUGGUGUUAGUGUAAUUAUUUAUCUAUCAUGGUUAUCAUAUUUAUUAUUCCAUACUGAGAAAGAAUAGUGCAAUGCACUUCACUUCAUUGGAGUAUAUUAAUUUAUUUAUAUUUUUUUACUUAAAUAUUUUAUUACGAUAUUUUUAUUGUAGUUCUUUGCGUAUUAAGUCCCCUAAAAUGUUGGAAACGUUAUAAAAAUGGCAAAUGGUGGAUAAAUUAUAUCUAAGGCUGUUGCAAAUGCUUACUCUCUUGACAACUAUUAAGUAAUUUGCUUUUUAAUGUUCAGAAAAAUUGUAAUUUUAAGACUUAGUCACAAAAUCUGCAUAUCUUUCUUGUUCCAUUUGAUUACACAACUUUAAUUUAACUAGAGAACAAUAUUAACGGUUUGCUUUUCAUUAAUUAAUAUUUCAUAUACUUUGUUAGAAAUUUCACAUGUAAAAAUCAUAAAAUUGCCUUGUCUUUCUUUUUAUAACACUUACAUGAUAAUAUCUUAACCAAUGAAGUUUGUGGUUGUUGGGAGUGCUGACUGAGAUGUCAUACCUGAUUUGAAAGCGAAUGUGUUCAUGAAAUCACGUUGUUUGAUCAAUUCUGUUUCCAUUUUAAAUAUAGUCAAUUGCAAAUAGUUACAAAUGUUAUUUGUCGGUGGCAUUGCGGAGUCACAAGAGAAUAAUAAUUAUGAAUCGGUACAGAUGUUGUAAAAAUUAUGAGAUGUUGAUUAUUCUGGGCUGUUGACGUGUUGCUCGUUGGAGCUAUGUCAAUCGAGUUGUUUUAUGGUCUACGUCCUUGUUGUUAUGGUGUAACUCCGAAAGAACUAUUUUAAGUUACAUAAGGUCACUUUUUCUCGAAGUUAGCUUAUCGCAGAUCAAAUAAUACCAUUACAUAAUUCGUCUCUCAAUUCUAUUGAUAGGACUUUUAGUUAAUUACUAAACUUAGGAUGAUGCUAGUGCACUACCUACUAUGAACACGAAUAUUAAAUAGGUAACAUGAUGAAUGGCUCAGUUUUGAAUUUAAAUCAACUAAUUGAAGCAAUUACAAAUCAUGCAUUUAGUAUUCAAAAAUCUAUUUCAUUGAAUUGAUUGCCAUGUAUUAGCAAUAAAAAGUAUAAUUUAUAAUUAUAAGAGUUAAAAAAUAUAAUUCAAAAAUGUUUAUUAUGUUUUGAGCUUGCAAAUAUUUACCAUUUACGAUCUUCUUUUUUUAUUUAAAAGAAUUUAUACUUCUGAUCGUUUUAGUGCUUUUUUACCAUUGCUUCAUAACAAAUUAAUUUGUUUCUUAACCGCUCAUGUUAGAAGAAAGUAUCCAUCUGUUAUUUGUAAAGUAUAUUUUUUAAUAAUAUACAACGUGUAAUAGAAGUAAUGCAAAAUCUCAAUCACUAUGUGUUCAUGCGUCCCCGUGGGCCUAGUUCUACUGGUAGUAUCACGGGUAAUUUAGUUUUUCGGCGGCACAACUACUAAUAUAAAAACCACUAUUAGUAGGACCACUGUUUUUCCAUGGUUCUAUAAGAUGGGUCUGAGCAGUAAUACCACGGGCAACGCACGACCGAAAUACCCCUGGAUUAGCUGUUGAUUAGAUUGAGACAUCGACCGAGUUAACUGUCAAAGCUUAGCCAGUAUUUACUUACUGCACUUUAUGAUGUUUUACUCUCCAUAGCAUACAACUUUUCAUUUGCAUAACGUUUAAAUACGAUUACGAGAUACCAUUGAAUGAUUCAUUCACAAUGAAUUUUAAAGUACAUAGUGUAAUCGAUUCCUACUCUCGAUUCUAAACCAAUUUCAAUGUAUGCAUUCAUUCAAUUACACGUUUUAUUUGAGCGCUAGUGUUGAGAUUUUUGGCAAUUAAUACUUCAAUAUAGUAUUGGGUCUAAAACAAUAGUUGGGUACCUACUUCAGGUAACUAUAAAAAUGUCUUUUGGUCUCUGGAAUUGACACAUAGUAGGGCUGUGCCUAAAACUCAGAUUUGGAAGUUCUAAAAACAUAUAAGCAACACAAAUGAGGAAUCUCUAUGUCAAAAUUAUUUUCUGUAUGCAUAAAUAAUAUUUUGAAUCACACAAUAUUUGGCACAAUUACUUUUUAGUUUUAAUCUUACCCAAAACUUAAAAAUUGGCGGUAUAAUUUAGUUAUAAUUUUGUGUUCAAUCAUUUUGUUUAGAAUUUUCUUUUUUGAGAUCGUUUUAUUAACUAGCCUUUAACGCAUAUUUUUCCACAUGAAACUGUAAUAAUUAUCAUUCUUUGUGAGAGCUUAUGACCGAAUGCUUAAACAAGUUAGAAUAACAUCGAAUAAAUUUCUAUUUGAUAUCGAUUAUAGAUUUGCCCUUGAUUCUUUCAAUUUCAAUAUUUAGACCAACCACAGGUUAGGGUCAAUUUUGAGACUCGCUUGAAAAUACGGGCCCACUAACUCAUGUAGACGAUUUUUUUUUUUCUUAAAAUGAAUUGCGUUAACUGAUCCUUUAUUAUUAUUAUCGCCAGCAUUUGGCCUUAAGCCCUCACUGCAGUGUUUAUCUUAUGUAAUGUUUAUUAAAAUAAAUGUAUUUAUGGUUUGUAUAUGAAAUUUUAAAUGCCGUCACACCAAAUUAUUGGAUGCGCCACCGCCUGAUCUAGAUUUCCUGCUGGGUCCCAUUCAAAUUAAAUUGAAAGUCCUUCUUUUUACUUUAAGUGAUGCUGUUUACUUGUCCCCUUUAAAAUAGUUGAAUAGUUGAGACAAGUAAUGAUUUGCCCUCUUCAUUGUUUGUUAAUGGAAUUCAUAUAUUAUUAUUAUAAUACUUAUAUAGAAAUUGCGCAAAGUUGACUACAGUAAUUUUCAACUACAACUGUGUUGCUAUAACUAAUAUUCCCAGUGUAGAUUUUGCGAAAGCCAAUUUCAUAAAUGCCAUUCAUAUAAAUAUACCAUGCUUCAACUUUCCACAACGCUUAGGGUGUUUGUUUUUGUAAGCUAUGCAUAUUUUCAAACUUUGAUAAGCCAAGUACAAAGUGCUUUGUAUAAAUUAAUGUUACAUAGGUACUUCACGUUGUAUUUGAAGAGACCCGAGAAAACCACCAAAUAUUGUUUCCAAGACCUGCAUUAGCCUUAUAAAAUUGCCUAAUGUGUUACUGAAGAGAAUAUUUUAUAGUUUUAUUAACUUAUUACAAAAUGAAGUAUAUCUACUAUACAUAGAAUGUAUAAAUUAAAUAUAAUAUUAGGUGAAUAUUAUGUUAAAUAAUCGUGUACCAUAGUAUGUAUAAAAUAAAGUUGACUAAUUACUGUAAGUUCUGUUAUGUAGAGAUUUUUGUUUGUAAUAUUGUUACACUUGCAUGGACUUCUCACAGGUGGUCCAAUUUUUA
Ostrinia furnacalis (Asian corn borer) is the source of this 8861-nucleotide messenger RNA. It is a transcript of the gene Fbl6, whose product is annotated as F-box and leucine-rich repeat protein 6. Gene Ontology annotation, molecular function: protein binding. The transcript is spliced from 10 exons. The coding region runs from base 515 to 4507 and encodes 1330 amino acids. Gene Ontology annotation, cellular component: SCF ubiquitin ligase complex. The record is from RefSeq and is a predicted model, not a curated record. Lineage: Eukaryota; Metazoa; Arthropoda; Insecta; Lepidoptera; Crambidae.